Messenger RNA from Scheffersomyces coipomensis, 1014 nucleotides. Its product is annotated as FAD-dependent oxidoreductase. The record is from RefSeq and is a predicted model, not a curated record. Lineage: Eukaryota; Fungi; Ascomycota; Pichiomycetes; Serinales; Debaryomycetaceae. The transcript is spliced from 2 exons. Gene Ontology annotation, cellular component: cytoplasm. Bases 1 to 1014 code for a protein of 337 amino acids. Gene Ontology annotation, molecular function: FAD binding; D-amino-acid oxidase activity. Gene Ontology annotation, biological process: D-amino acid catabolic process.
AUGUCACAAAUUACUAUCAUUGGAUCAGGUAUAAUUGGUUUAUAUACUGCUUUCUUGUUAACUGAAAGAGGAAUUGAUCCAAAGAAUAUUAAGAUUAUUGCUGAGUUUUUACCAGGAGAUCAAUCAAUCAAAUAUGCUUCCCCAUACGCUGGAGCUUAUUUUUCAGCAUGUAUCCAUGAAGACAGUUUGAAAUAUAGUAAAUAUACUUAUCAAAAUAUUGAAACUUUAAAACUGAAGCUUGGAGAAAAUUCAGGAAUUGGUAGUGUUCCAUCAACUGAGUAUUUAGACAAAAUUCCUGCUGAUGCUUAUGUUGAGAAAUUGAAGAGCUUCUUGCAUGAUUUUGAAUUGGUUACCCCACCUUCAUAUUUAACCACCGCUAAAGUUGGGGUAAGAUAUAGAGCUUUUGUGUUUAAUGCACCAUUACUUAUCGCAAACAUUCUUGCUUAUGUUAAAUCAUUAGGCGUUACAGUUGAAAGAAGAAAAUUGAGUCAUGUCAAUGAAGCAUUCAAAGAAGGUGCCACUACUGUUUUCAAUUGUUCUGGUACUGGAUCAAUGGAAUUAGGAGGAGUUCAAGAUCCAAAAAGUUUUCCAACAAGGGGUCAAGUUGUUGUUGUUAGAGCUCCUCAUAUCAAAGAAUGUAUGUCUUUAUGGGAUGAUGCUUCAACUUAUAUUAUUAAGAGACCAGAUUCAAUCAAUGAUGAAGUUAUCCUCGGAGGAUUUUAUCAACCUGAGAACUUUGAUGCUAACACAUACGGAUAUGAAACUGAAGAUAUUUUGAAAAGAGUAACCAAAUUAAAUCCAAAACUUUUAGAAGACAAUGAAAAGGGGAAGGAAAUAAAGGAUUUACAAAUCCUCAGAGUUGUGUCAGGAGCAAGACCAUCAAGAAAAGGUGGAGUUAGAAUUGAAAAGGAAGUUACUGAAUUAGGAACUAUUAUUCAUAAUUAUGGUGCUGGUGGUCAAGGGUACCUUUGUGGUUUAGGAAUGAGUAGUGCAGGAGUAGAUCUUCUAAUUUGA